AUGCCCUCGGACUUCAUCUCUCUGCUCAGCGCCGACCUCGACCUCGAGUCCCCCAAGUCGCUCUACUCCAAGGAAUCUGUCUAUGACCUUCUCCCAAAGGAGCUGCAGUUACCACCUUCCAGAGAAACAUCCAUAGCAUCCAUGAGCCAAACAAGCGGUGGUGAGGCCGGUUCGCCGCCUCCAGCUGUAGUUGCUGCUGAUGCUUCUUCAGCUCCCUCCUCUUCCUCCAUGGGCGGUGCUUGCAGCUCCUUUACCACCUCUUCCAGCCCUACCAUUUACUCUACCUCAGUCACCGACAGCAAGGCUAUGCAAGUGGAGAGCUGCUCCGCGGCCGUGGGGGUAAGUAGCCGAGGGGUAAGUGAGCAGCAGCUUCCCGGUACCGCAGCCCCGCCGCCGGCGGCCACGCCGAAGCGCCACACUGUCCUCUACAUCUCGCCACCUCCCGAGGACUUGCUGGACAACAGCCGGAUGUCCUGCCAGGAUGAGGGCUGUGGAUUGGAGUCAGAGCAGAGCUGCAGUAUGUGGAUGGAGGAUUCACCCUCCAACUUCAGUAACAUGAGUACCAGUUCCUACAAUGAUAACACUGAGGUGCCACGUAAAUCGCGCAAGCGCAACCCAAAGCAGAGGCCAGGGAUCAAACGCCGAGAUUGCGAAGAGUCCAACAUGGAUAUCUUUGAUGCCGACAGUGCCAAAGCGCCUCACUAUGUCCUUUCUCAGCUCAGCACGGACAGCAAAAGCAACUCAAAAGCAGGAAAUGGAGCAUCAGAGAACCAGAAGGGAGCUGGAGGGAAGAAGACCCCAAUGUUGUGUGGUCAGUACCCGACCAAGAGCGAGGGGAAGGAGCUGAAGAUCAUGGUGCAGCCGGAGACCCAGCACAGGGCUCGGUACCUGACCGAGGGCAGCCGGGGCUCCGUCAAGGACCGCACGCAGCAGGGCUUUCCCACCGUCAAGCUGGAAGGCCACAACGAGCCCGUGGUGCUGCAGGUGUUCGUGGGCAACGACUCGGGGCGCGUGAAGCCGCACGGGUUCUACCAGGCCUGCCGGGUGACGGGCAGGAACACCACGCCCUGCAAGGAGGUGGACAUCGAGGGCACCACUGUCAUCGAGGUGGGGCUGGACCCGAGCAACAACAUGACACUGGCGGUGGAUUGUGUGGGAAUCCUGAAGCUGAGGAAUGCUGAUGUGGAAGCCAGGAUAGGGAUUGCAGGCUCCAAGAAGAAAAGCACCCGCGCUCGGCUCGUCUUUCGCGUCAACAUCACGCGCAAGGACGGCUCCACCCUGACCCUGCAGACGCCUUCCUCCCCAAUUCUGUGCACUCAGCCAGCAGGAGUCCCAGAGAUCCUAAAGAAAAGUCUCCACAGCUGUUCAGUGAAGGGUGAAGAGGAAGUUUUUCUGAUUGGCAAGAACUUCCUAAAGGGAACAAAAGUGAUUUUCCAAGAGAAUGUUUCCGAUGAGAAUUCUUGGAAGGCAGAAGCUGAAAUUGACAUGGAAUUAUUUCAUCAGAAUCACCUUAUUGUGAAGGUGCCACCAUAUCAUGACCAGCAGAUCACCUCAGCUGUCUCAGUGGGAAUUUACGUGGUGACCAACGCUGGCAGAUCUCACGACGUGCAGCCCUUCACCUACACUCCAGAGCCAGCUGGGACUCUGAAUGUUAAUGUGAAGAAGGAAAUCUCCAGCCCAGCCCAACAUUGUUCUUUUGAAGAGGCUAUAAAAGCAGUGAAGGCCACGGGCUGUAACCUGGAGAAGGUGAACAUUCUUCCUAGUGCCUUGAUAACUCCACUCAUGCCAAGCAGUAUGAUCAAGAAUGAAGAUGUGGCUCCAAUGGAAGCUUCGAAUGUGGUUGGACCAACUCAGCCAACAUUGGAAAACAGCAUGUCUGGCAUAUCAACUUCUGCUUCCCAUUUACCUUCUGAAAGUGAAAACCAGCAGCAGAUCCAGCCCAAGGUGUACAACGCAGAGACCCUGAGCACGAUCCAAACGCAGGACAUUUCCCAGCCCGGCAGCUUCUCGGCAGUGUCCACGCCGGGCCCGCUGCAGAACAGCGAUGCCCUGCUGCAGCAGGCUGCCCAGUUCCAGGGCAGGGACUCGCAGCCCAGGGAGGUGCUGCAGUCGGAUGGCACGGUGGUGGCUCUGUCCCAGCUGGCCGAUGCCUCGCAGCAGCAGCAGCCGACGCUCUCGGAGCCGGCCCAGGCCCUGCAGCAGCAGAUCUCCUCGAGCAUCUUCUCGUCGGCCAGCGGCGUGAGUCAGCUCCAGAACACCAUCCAGCAGCUCCAGGCCGGGAACUUCCCCACCAACACCGCCACGGGCAGCAGCAGGAACGUCGACUUGGUGCAGCAGGUUCUGGAAGCUCAGCAGCAGUUAUCUUCCGUUCUGUUUUCGGGCUCAGACAGCAGCGAGGAUGUCCAGGAUCAGCUGAACGCAGAUAUCUUUCAGCAGGUCAGCCAGAUACAGAGCAGCGUGAACCCCGGGAUGUUUUCCUCCUCAGACACAGCUGUCCAUUCCAGAGCAGAGAACCUUUUGCCCGGCCGAGCUGAGAGCGUGCACUCCCAGCCCGAGGGUGCCCUGUCCAGCCAGCAGCAGCAGCAGCAGCAGCAGCAGCAGGCCAUGGAGACCUCGGCGGCCAUGGUGAUGGGCAUGCAGCAGAACAUGUGCCAGGCGGCCACGCAGAUGCAGCCGGAUCUGUUCUCCUCCAGCACGGCGGGGAACGGGGCCCUGCAGCAGUCCCCGGUGUACCAGCAGGCGUCCCACAUGAUGGGUGGCCUGUCCAGCAGCGAGGACAUGCAGAUGCAGUGCGAGCUGUUCUCCUCGUCCCCGGGCGUGUCCGGCGGCGAGGCGGCCGCCCCCGCGCAGCAGCCGGUGUCCAACAGUGGUGCUGCCAUGUUCCAGCCCAGCAGCUCUGCAGAGGGGGAGGAGGCCUCGGGCCAGAGCAAACAGAUGCAGAGCUCCGUGUUUCAGACCAUGGUUCAGAUGCAGCACGGUGGGGAAAGUCAGUCCCAGGUUAAUCUUUUCUCAUCUACCAAGACCAUGAUGAGUGUCCAGGCCAGCGGGACUCAGCAGCAGGGCGGGGCUCUGUUCCAGCAAGGUGGAGAAAUGAUGUCGAUUCAGUCGGGAAGCUUCAUCCAACAGUCUCCACACUCACAAGCUCAGCUUUUCCAUUCUCAGAACCCUAUUGGUGACACUCAGAAUAUAUCCCAGGAAACGCAAGGAUCCCUUUUUCAUAGCUCAAAUUCCAUUGUCCACAACCAGACCAACACUAAUUCCUCUGACCAACUGCAGCCCCCGAUGUUCCACUCACAGAAUGCCAUGGGUGUCUUGCAGAGCUCCUCGGUGCCUCAAGACCAGCAGUCUGCCAACAUGUUCCUUUCCCAGAGUUCCAUGAGCAACCCUGCCACUCAGGAAGAGCAGAUGUCAUUCUUUACAAGCCCAAAUCCCAUUUCUCCUCUUCAGACAGCAACAAACACUGAACAACAGACUUCUUUCCAGCAGCAGACACAGAUCUCUCAUAUCCAGAGCUCCAUGCUUCCCCAGGAGCAGCCCCAGACUCAGCCAGCUCAGCAGGGUUUGUUUCAGUCCCAAGUGUCGUUGGGCUCCAUCCAGUCCAGCUCCAUCCCUCAGAACCAACAAGGAGCCAUCUUCCAGCCUCAGCAUUCGAUUGUUGCUAUCCAGAGCAGCCCUCCAUCUCAGGAGCAGCAGCAGCAGCAGCAGCAGAACAUGAUGUUCAGCAAUCAAAAUGCAAUGAGUACAAUGGCCCCCCAAAAGCAGAACAUGAUUUUCAAUCCAAACCAAAACCCAGUCACCAAUCAGGAGCAGCAAGGCCAGUCCAUUUUUCAUCCACAGUCCAACAUGGCCUCGAUGAAUCAGGAACAGCAGCCCAUGCAAUUCCAGAAUCAGACCACAGUGUCUUCUCUCCAGAAUCCUGGCUCCAACCAGGCUGAAGCACAGCAGCCAACCAUCUUCCAUAACUCGCCCCAGAUUCAGCUGGUCCAAGGGUCCCCAAGUUCUCAAGAGCAACAAGUCACCCUGUUCAUCUCCUCAGCUUCCAUGUCUGCCCUGCAGAACAGCAUGAGCCAGCCGGAGCUGCAGCAGUCCCCCAUGUACUCCUCCCAGAACAGCAUGGCAGGAAUGCCAGGAACUGCUUCUCCUCCCCAGCAGCAGGCUCCUCUGUUCCACAACACGGCGGGAGGUGCCAUCAACCAGCUGCAGAAUUCCCCUGCCUCGUCCCAGCAGACCUCGGGAAUAUUCCUGUUCGGCAUCCAGAACAACUGUGGGCAGCUGCUGCCCCCCGGGCCGGCGGCGCUGCCGGAGGAGCUGAUGGCCAUGGGGCAGCCCGGGCAGGCGCAGGGCGAGGCGCAGCCCCCCGUGCCCACCCUCCUGUCCCAGCCGCUGCCCGAGACGCCCCCGCUGCCCCCCGCCAUGGCCACCAACCAGAACAUGGAGAAGAUCGACGAUCUGCUCGUGUCCUUGCAGAACCAGGGCAACAACAUGGCUGGCUCCUUUUAACGAGGCAAGCGAAAUUCCGUGGAGAAAAAAAAGCGACGAUUUCCCAGAUCCUCUCAGACCUUCCAACUCUGGAUUAGGCUGCGUGGAACCAAUUGCUUCUGUGGAAAAGUGGCCUCUUUAAGAGCACACGCGUGGCCAGUGGCAGACCUGAGGCCAUGACCAUGGAGUUUGGGCUCCACAGUGCCAAUAAUGCUGAGGAGUUAUGCUUUGUGUUACUGGGGCGUGGGGUUGGGCUGUUACCAGGUUCAUGAACCUCAUUACAGUGGGGGCUCUUGGAAUUUAAAGCAUAUCUGGUCAGUUAUUAUUGUUGUUGGAAGGUAAUCCAUGUUACCACGUUUACUUUUUCCCUGCUAUUCCUCUUUCCCAUCCCUUUUUUCCCUCGGGAGGCUCGUGCAGCAGGAACAGCAGCUGCCUGUGCCCCGAGCCGUGACUCAGCUGUCAGUCAGUGAAGGGAUCUCUCAUUGACACAGAGUGGGAGAGCCAGACCCACCCUGUAUGAAUUGAAAGUAUUGAUAACUGUAAUAACCAAGCAGAGAAUUGCUGCUGUAAAUAACCAGUUCCCAUCUGAGAAUGGGAUUAACGGUUUUCCACAUCUGUGGAAGCUGGAGUUACGUGGAGCUGUACAUAGAGCAAGGGUUUGGUGGCUCUACAAAAUGAAGAAAUGAAGGGGAACUUCCAGCUGAUCUUAAAAUCUUCUCUAAAACACCUUAAGCUUGAAAAGAACAUUCUGUGUGGCUGAGGGACUCCUCUGUGUCUCUCGUUCUGACUGAUGGGUUGGAGCUCUGUGAAGCCUCAUGAGCUGUUCCCAAACCUGCCUUCUCCCUUUUAUUCUUUCCAUGGUUUUCCUUCUCUCCCUCAGUUUUGUAUUUUGUUUUUUUAAAAAAAAGACAUAAAUAUCCUACUGGCUUUAAAGCUAAAGAAACAGCUUUUAGGCAUCCUUGGCAGUAAAUUGCUUAGUCAGUAGAAGCUUUGACAAAUAAUCAAGGAGUAAGGAGAGAGGAAGCAAUUUCUCCACCACCUUCUAAUUGCAGGAAUCCCCCUUAACCCGCCACUUCCAGCUGUGACUGAUGGAAAUCUUCAGCUUGGCUUUACUCCAAGUAGGGGGCAAAUUGCAUCAUUUUUAAGCCUUCUUAAAAGGUCACUUCAUCCCGAGCUGUUGCAUCUUUGUAGCACAUCGCAGUUCUGAAGUGAUUUUUCCUUUUUCUACCACCGAGCCCCGAGUCUGGUUUCUAGAUUGUCAUGUUUAAUUAAGGAAUAAAUCAUCGACUGAUGUUACCGAAUGUAAAAACAACCCACUCCAGACCAUGCAGGUGUAUUGUGAGGCUUGUGGAUUUUUUGGGUGCUUCAACUCUCCAGACAGUGUGUGAUCUCUCACUACAGCCUCGUUGAGAUCCGUGUUCCCCCGCUGCCGCCGGAGCCGAGCCGCUCCCGCGGCGCCCGUUCCGCCUCGGUAGAGUGUAGCCGGUAUCACGUCAUUCUUCAUUUUUGUUAUUUGAAAUAACAAAGGAACAGUCUGUAAAUGGGUUUUUUUUAAGUUCCUCGAGUCUGUUUACUGUGUGUUUUCCCCUUAACUGGUGUGCGUAGUUGAGCCGUGUAGAGUUUUUGUUGGUUUUCCUGGAUUUCCCCGUUUGUUGGUCUGUCACACGUUCACUUUCUCUUUCUGUCUCUCUCUUUCUCUCUCUCAUUGAGAGGCAUUGAAUUACGUUUUCAGUAGUAAGGCUUCUUGCCGAUAUGAAGGGAACUUUUCAGAAAGAGACCUGCUCUGGGUCAUUUAAUUUUGAAUACAGUUUUCAAUCGUUCAAGUUUUGGAUGGUUUAUAUCUAAUGUGUGUUUCAUUUUUUUGGAAAGCUAUAUUUUGUAUUUAGGAAAUGGUAUAACUAUUUUGCUAUUUGUACUGAGUGAGUACAUUGGCAUAAAUAUAAAAAUUUAUAUAUAUACAUAUAUAUAAAAUAUU
Molecule: messenger RNA, 6454 nt
Organism: Agelaius phoeniceus (red-winged blackbird)
Lineage: Eukaryota; Metazoa; Chordata; Aves; Passeriformes; Icteridae
Gene: NFAT5
Product: nuclear factor of activated T cells 5
Biological process (GO): regulation of transcription by RNA polymerase II; cytokine production; calcineurin-NFAT signaling cascade
Cellular component (GO): transcription regulator complex
Molecular function (GO): DNA-binding transcription factor activity, RNA polymerase II-specific; RNA polymerase II cis-regulatory region sequence-specific DNA binding; transcription factor binding
Source: RefSeq, a predicted model, not a curated record